This is a messenger RNA of Halteromyces radiatus, 614 nucleotides long. RefSeq lists its product as uncharacterized. Lineage: Eukaryota; Fungi; Mucoromycota; Mucoromycetes; Mucorales; Cunninghamellaceae. The record is from RefSeq and is a predicted model, not a curated record. The transcript is spliced from 2 exons. The coding region runs from base 133 to 477 and encodes 114 amino acids.
CCUUAAUAGAUUCGUUUCGAAUUUUGAUAUAAAAAGAGCGCCCCUCAAGAUUUUUCCUUUUUUUUUUUUAUUUAUCAUUUUAAUACAUUUGAUUAUACUAUAAAACAUGUAAGUUCUCAUUAAUGAUGAUUGAUGACGAUUGACUUCAUUUUUUUUUUGGUCGUCAGGCCCCUCUUUGAUCUCUAUGCCGACCAACACGAAGAAGUUACCAACGCGGGACAUAAAGCUGAACUUAGCCACGAACUCAUUGCUGCUGCUGCUUCUUAUGAAGCGGCCAAAGCUUACGAGGAACACUGUGAACGUGAAGGUAAACCCGAUAACCAUGCCAAAGCCAAGGAAAUCCUUGCUGGUUUGACUGGUUUUGCCGUUGACAGGAUUGUUGAAACCAAAGGUUUGGACUACAUUGACAAGGCAAAGGCCAAGCAUCAUGCUGUACGAGAACUUUCCUCUCAAUUGGAGAACGAAUAUCAUCAAUAAAUGCACGGAUUAGUUUUUACCUUUUUGUAUAUUUCCCUCUCCAAUCCAUUAUUCUUUUAGUUUAGUCGAUAUCACAGCUAUUUAACAAAGAAUAAAAAAAAAAAACAAAAAAACAAAAAGAAAACCCUCAAAGGAGC